AUGCAAAGUGAUAUAAUCGUGAGUAAAGAUAUACAUGAAUAUAGUAAAAACAGAAUAAACAGUAUGUUAAAUAUAAGUUCUUAUAGUACCAAUAGUAACCCUGAGUUCAGGAGUGAAAUAAACGAAAAUGAUAAAUACAGGAAAUAUGGAAAGGAAAAAAUAACCGAUUAUGAUGAUGUAAAGAAUGUUAGUUAUACAGAUAACAUUACAAGUAGUAAUAAUUUUUCAUCUGAGGUAAACAUAACUAGCUCAUUCGCAAAUGAACAUAAGGAGAGUAAUUUUAUUGAUACAGCACAGAUGAUAACUAAUUCUUUAUUGAAUAAAAAUUAUGAUAAUGUUCAGAAUAAUAACAAUCAAUAUAUGAAUACUGAAAACUGUAUGCAAAAUGAUUCAAAAAUGAAAAGUAAAAAUAACUUGUGUCAGCUUACCGAUGAGGGUAUGUUGUACAGUGUUGAUUGCACAGAUGACUUGAGUAAGAAGAUCUCCUGUACGUUGCAUAGUUACGAGAUUGUUGCUGGUAGAGAUACAAAUUUAAAUUCGCCCGGAUACCAAUCGUUCCCAGUUGUUAGUGAUAUCAAGGGUGUUACGUUUAAUGAUACAAUUAAAAAGGAAUGCAUGUAUGAGGAGGCUGAUAGUUCGUGCGAAAAGGGUUCAGAGAUGAGGGAUUCGUAUAAAAGAUGCGCAGAUGCGAAAUGCUUAGAUGCGAAAAUCUCAGAUGCAAAAUGCUCAGAUGCAAAAUGCUCAGAUGUGAAAAGCUCAGAUGCAAAAUGUUCAGGUGUAAAUGAGUUCAGCAAUGAUUGCUGUUCCAAGAAUAAUAACGCUGAUUCGUGUUAUGCACAAAGGAACUCCCUUCUAGACAAUAACAAAAAUGAAUCGAACACCUUUCAUAUUUUGAAAGGCAAAAAUAGUGUUAAGGAUACGAGAUCCGCUUCUCCUACAGAAGUGAGAAAAUUGAGCCCCUUUUUAGAACCCACAAAUGAAAAUAAUGUGAAUUUGAAGGACAUAGUUGUGUCUAACAAAGUGGCAGAGAGUAAUGAAAAUGAGAGGCACGUCAAUGAUAAGAACCAAAAUGAAACGGGUUUAGAGUACAUCCAGAAGGAUGCUACUACGACCCAUUAUUGCAAUGGUAGUGUAACAAAAUGCAAGGAGAUAAGUAAGAAAAGUGAUAAUUUGGAUUCUGGAAUUGUAGGGGAAGGAAGCACUAGUUGUUGUAGCAGUAAUAAGUAUAAUUGCACUCGCAGUAUCAAUGACCAUAGCACAAGUGGUAAUGUCCGUGUCAGUGGAGGUAGAAGCAACGAGAGUUCGUCAGGUGGAGAUAAUUCCAAUAACGGUAACAAUAGCAAUAGAGGCAAUAACAGUGGCAACAGAAACUGCAAGGGAAAUUCAGAGAAUGGGCAAGGAGGAGCAAACACCGAAAGCAGUAACAAUUGUGAAAAUGGAGGAGAUGAUGAUGAUGGGGAUGGAGACAAGCACAGGAAAGUAAGCAAUCAUAAAGAUGGUGCAGGAGGAAGUAGCGAAGGUAACGAAUCUCGUGUGAAUUCCAAUGAUAGAAAGAAUGAAGAAAAUGGCAUAGCAGAAAAAAAAGGAAAUGUGGAUGAGGAUCCAGAAAAAAGAAAUAAUAAUAAUAGUAGUAAUAAUAAUAAUAAUAGUAAUAAUAAUAAUAGUAAUAAUAAUAAUAGUAAUAAUAAUAAUAAUAAUAAUAAUAAUAGUAAUAAUAAUAAUAGUAAUAAUAAUAAUAAUAAUAGUAAUAAUAAUAAUAGUAAUAAUAGUAAUAAUAAUAAUAGUAAUAAUAAUAAUAAUAAUAGUAAUAAUAGUAAUAAUAGUAAUAAUAGUAAUAAUAGUAAUAAUAAUAAUAAUAAUAAUAAUAAUAAUAAUAAUAAUAAUAAUAAUAAUAAUAAUAAUAAUAAUAGUAAUAAUAAUAAUAAUAAUAAUAAUAAUAAUGAUGAUGAUGAUGGUAAGAAUAAGGAGAAAUAUUCAGAUGAUGCCAAUAAAAAUAGUAACAGUAAUGAGAAAAAGAAGAAGACAAAAUUGAGCUAUAAUAGUGAAGAAAAAAAUGGAAAUGAUAAAAUACAUUCAUCAGUAUCAACAUCUAAGUCGAGUAAUAUAAAUGUUACAGCGUCAGUAAGUUCGCUAAAUGCAGAUGCACCAGAAUUUGUCCCAUCAACGAAAAGCAUGCAAGGAAAUUUAUCAUUUAAUAAAUUCAUGUGGAAUCAUUAUUACCAAGAUAUUCCUACUGGAGGAUUUGGAAACGUGGGAGGAAUUAGUAUGUUGAAUCCUUCGAACCCGUUGCUGAAUCCCCUUAACGGAAUGGGCCACAGUCCAAGUGAACUUUUAAAUUUAGCUAAUGCGAAUCAUAUUCCCCCAUCGAAUGGUCCUAUAAAUUUAAGCAUGCCCAGCGGCAGUAAUGCAAUUCGAACGCAAGGGAAUAAUGUAAAUAAUAUGACCAAUGUGACGAGUAUGAACAAUGUGAAUAAUAUGACCAGUGUGACGAGUAUGAACAAUAUAGAGAAUCAUAAUAACGAAAAAGGGAAUGGUAAUAGCAGCGUAAAUGAUACUGCUGGUGGGAAUAUGAACAAUCAUCCUAGUAAUAAAUCUCUGAACAGUGCGAAGUUGUGUAAUAGUAGUAGUACUACAAAUAAUAAUAAUAGUAACAGUAACGGUGGAACAAAUUUUAGUGGUCAUGAAAAUAAUAUGAAGACAGGUUCGAACUUGAUGCACACAUCAACAGUUGCUUUAGUGGGAAAAGGAGGUGGAAAUAAUAAUAUGGGUUCUGAUUCUAAUUUUCUAAAUCAGAGUAAUAUGAUGCAUGGAAUGAAAAAUAUAAGAAAUAAUAAUUUUAUGAAUGGUUCAGAAAAUUCUGCUCCUCCACCAUUUCAUCAUCCAUUAGAUGCACAUAACAAUAAUAAUGGACCUCAUCAAUCUUUUCAAUCAAAUGGAACCAUGAUUCAUCCACAUAAUUUUUAUGUAAAUCAUCCAUACAUGAUGAAUAAUCCCCCUCAUGGGCAUCCUCAUCAUCCACAUCCAAAUGGCUUGCCAGGUCCUCCCCCUCCCCAUACCAUAUUUACACCAAUGUCGUAUGGAAAUGCUAUAGGGCCAGGAAAUGUUCAUCAUGAAUUUCCAUUUCCUCAAGCACCAUCAGCUGUAUAUGGUACAUUUGGAAGUAAUACUAAUUUAAUUGGAAACAGUACUAGCACUUUACCACCAUCGGCAAAAAAUGGAAAUAUGAAUAUAAAUCCAUAUAAUUUUAUGUCAUGUGGCUUACCUACGCACCCCCCACCUCCUCAGUUACAACAUAAUAACCCGUUAAAUUUAACUGCACCGUUAGAAGCACAUUUUAUUUCGAAUUCAGGUAAUGCACCACCACCUUUGAAAAUUCCAUACAAUCAUGUGAAUCAACAAAAUAGAAGGAACAUAUUUAAUCAUUUUAACAUUGCCAAUGUUCAUGCAGGAGGAAGUAGUAACAUGAGUGAUAAUAAUUUUGAACAUAAUGUAAGUAACAGUAAUAAUUCCAUGAAUUCAGUAAUGGCAGCAGUAGGAGGAGUAGUCGGGCCGGUAGGAUCAGUAGGACCAAUAGGAACAAUCGGACCAAUAGGAGCAGCAAAUGUAAAUUACGGAUAUGGAAAUCUGCUCUCGAACAGCGAUAAUAACAAUAGUAAUAACACUGGCACGAGCAGUAAUACGAGUGGUAUACAUUUAAAUACAGGAUUAGGAAAUAACAUGGGAAUAAGUACUAGUGGAAAUGUUAUGUGUCUAAAUGGCUCAUUGCAAAUGAACAACGUAAGCUCUAGUAAUGUACCAGUAAUAGCACAUCAUCAUAUGAAUCAUAUGAACAAUGUUAUGCCAUCAGCUGUUGGAGCUGGAAUGCACAUGAAUCAUAACAUGAUGAUGAACAUGAGGGAAGAAGUUGCAGAUCCCAUGGGAGGUGGUGUAGGAGCAGCGGCAACAGCAGCAACAGCAGCAGGAGGAACAGGAACAGGAAUGAAGAAACAUCAGAAGAGGAACAAUAAUACAUAUAACGAAAGAAACAACAACGGUUCUAGCAGCAGCAACAACAACAGUAACAGUAAUAAUAAUAAUAAUAAUAAUAAUAAUAACAAUAACAAUCAUAAUAAUAACAAUAACAAUAACAGUAGCAAUGGAAACAAUAACAGUGGCAGUAACAGUGGUAAUAAGCUUAGCGUGCAUCGAGACAGCAAAGGGGGUGGAGGAUUGCACAGCAAUAAUAGAAGCAAUAGCAACCAUAUCAGCAGUAGCAAUAAUAACAACAUUAUAAAUAAUCACACAAGUGGUGUGGAUGUGACAAAUUUGCCUUCUUAUGCAAAACAAGAAAACAAGAAAGGCAAUAAAUAUAACAAAAAUAGUUCAAUCGGAGGAAACAAUGCAGUUUCAAAUUUUAACUCUCAUUCUAGUAACAGUGUGAAUAAUAAUAUAUCUAAUGGAUCGAAAAAUGUGUAUAUGAGUGGUAAGAUGGCAAAGCAGGAAGUACUAUUGCAUGGCAAAACGGAAAAUGGAAGUGUAGCUAUGUCUUCUCCUUUAUCAUCAAGUAACAUUUGUUAUGCAAAAGCAUCAACCGUGGGUAAUAACAACAAAGGCAUUACAUCUAACAGUGGUUCAGGAAACAAUAACACGAGUAGUAACAUUAACAUGAGCAAUAAUGUGUCUUUGAAAGAAUCAAAGUUAAGUAGUAUUACAAAAGCAGGUCCAGAUGAUUCUAAAGAAAAGAAUCAUUCGUACAAUACUGGGAAUGAAGGAAUGAAAUAUGGUUUUAAAGGAAAGACAUAUAAUUCUAAUAAUUCAAUUAGUGCCAGAAACAGCAAGGGUAUGAAUAAUAGUAGUUCUAAUGCAAACAAUAUGGGAGGAGGGGGAAGUCAUGGCAUUUUGAGUAGUAGUAAUAACAACCAUGCACAGAGCCAUAAUAAUAAUGAAGGAGGAGGAGGAGCUGUUGUAGCUAGCGAAAAACGAUUUUUUAAUAAACAUGAAAAAAACAAGGAAGAGUAUAAAAUGAAUAAAAACUAUGGAAGUAAUAACAAAUCGAAUGAGGAAAAGGGCAAUUAUAAUAACAUGCAUGUCGCAGGAACAGCAGGAGCAGGUUCGAAGAAAGAUGUAUCAAAAGAUAACAACAGUAAUAAGAACAACAUGAAAACGAGUGCCCAUUUGAAAAAACCAUACAACGAUUUAAUGGCAAAUGGGAGUAGCGCUAUGGGUAAUCAUGGCACGGCAAGCAACAGUAAGCACCAUGGAAAUUGCACAACAAGUAAUAGCAAAUAUCAAAGCAAUGGUGACAAGCGAUUGAGUCAUAGAGGAAAUGUUGAAGGGAAUAAGAUGGAAAAUGAAAAAAAAUUAAAAAAUGAAGGUGUUAAGAAAUUUAAGGAAAAGGAUAGUAAUAAUAACGAUAGUAAUAUCCAUGAUAGCAAUGGUAGUAGCGAUGGAAACAACAUUUUAGGAGUGGAAAAUGUUGUAGAUGAUGCUAAAGAAGGAGGAGUAUCACCAUCUUCCAUAGCAAAGAGAAGUGGAGGAAAUGGAAACAAUUUUAACAACUCGACGAAUGUGCAUGACCAGAAUAUGAAAGGAAAUAGCGAAAGUGCAAAUAGUAAGAACACAUCGGGAGUUAUUGUAGGAACAUUAAGUAAUGAAGCUGUGAGCGGUUAUUCCAAUAACAAUUAUAAUGGAAUUGUGAUGAAUAAUAAGAAUGCAAAUUAUGGAAACGUGAAAAAUGCAAAAAAUUAUGAUAAGAAGAAUAUGGAAUUUUCUUCUUGGGUAAAGAUAGCAAAAAUGAACCCGAAUAAAAAACAAGGAGCAGUAGGAGGAGCAGAAAAAAACAAUUUGGCCAAUCAGCAACAGGAUAGUAACAAUAAUAAUCCAGAUAUGGACAAUAUGGAUAUACCAACCACUACUUCAGUGAUGAAUGCUAAUAAUAAACAGCGUUAUGGUGAUAUAUCUGGAAAGCAUACAGGUAAUAAGACACAAAAGGGAAAUGGUAAUAAUAACAACAGUGUAGAAGUAACAACAGCUACAGUUGGAGUAACAAUCGAAGGAGAAGAUGAUGAUGAUGACCCAUGUAAUGGAUUUAGGAACACCAAAGAUUAUAAUGAUAAUGGAAAAGUUAAAAAUCACAAUAAUGAAAAUGUAAUGUCUUAUUACAAGGGAGGAGGAAGAGGAGGAGGAGGAGGAGGAGGAGGUAGUAGUAGUAGAGGAGGUGUGAUGAGCAGCAACCCAGGAAUUAAUAUGAAUCAUGAAAAUGGGCCCAUUGUUAGUACAUUAAGCAGUGGAAGAGAUGCAAAAAAGCGAAAGGAUGAAGAAGUACACAGAGGAGAGAGACACAAUAAAGGAAUGAGUAAAGAUGCAGGAGAAAUGAAUAAAGAUGCAGUGAUGGGUGGGGGGCUGAACAAUAGUAGUAAUAACAACUUACGUUAUAACAAAACGAACAAAAAAUGUGUCGAAGAGAAAAACGAUAUAAUGAUGAAUAACAAUGCAAAAAAUAAAAAGUUACCAUUUUACCCGAAUGAUAAAAAUAGCGGUUAUCAUGACAAGGAGAUCAACAAGGAAAGAGGAGGAAAGAUGAAGUAUGAUCAUAGUGGUAAUAAUAAUAAGAGCAGCAGCAGUAACAAUAUGAAUGGUAGCAAUAAUAAUAAGAAUAAAAAUAAGAGUAAUAAUAAUAACAGCAAUAAUAGCAGUAACAAGAACAGCAGCGGUAAUAGCAACCUCAACAGCAACAUCAACAUCAACAUCAACAGCAGUAUGAAGAAAAGCGAAGUAAUGAAUAAUCGAAAGGGAGGUGCAGUGGGAAGAAGUGGUGAUGGAAACGUAACAAAUACAUCAGGUAACAUCUAUGCAUCGCAUAGACAAAGAGAAAAAAUGAAAAUUCAAAAUGUGGAGGUUAAGCAGAUAAACGAAAAGGUUAUGAAACGAAGGAAUGAUGAUUAUAAAAAUGUAUCACAAAAUAAAGGGGAUGAAGAGGAGGAUGGAGAAAAAAUCGGAUCAAGUAUCAACAAGCAUUCAGAUAAGGAGGAUCAAUCUGAUUCAGUGAAGAAACCAAAUGAGAAUCGUCCAUAUGAAGGUAGUAGAAUAAAAGCACAUGAGGGUGAUGAAUCUAGUAAUGUAGAAAGUUAUAAAAGUAAUAAUAAAAGGGUGAAUGACGACUAUAGCAGCAAGGUUGAAGGAGCAAGGGGAGGAGGAGCAGGAGGUGUAUUACCAUCUGUUAUAAGAGAUGAUUUUGGUGACAAGAAAGAUGGCACUAAAAAGAGCAAUCUAACAAAUGCAUCAUUAAACGAUGUAAGAAAUGAAGCCUCAAGGAGGAAUAAGGAAAGCCAUAAAGAAGAAGCAUAUCUAAGCAAAAUCAUGAAGGACAAUAAUAAUAGCAUGAGCAAAGGUGUGGGGGAUGGUACGAGCAGUAGCGAUCAAGACAACAAUAGCAUGAUGAAUAAGGGAGAAGAUUUUAAUAUGAAUAAAGAAAAUAGUUACAAAUAUGGAGGAACAGCAGCAGGAGAAGAAGAAGAAGCAAAAACUGUAGCAGCAGGAACAGUAGCAGGAGAAGAAGAAGCAAAAACUGUAGGAAAUGAGUACAGGAGCAAUAUGUCGAAUACAAAUGAUAAUCGCUCAGUGUCGACUUAUUCUAAUUCAAAAAAUUCCGUUUGGGAUGGAAAAAUUUCCUUUGCAGAAAUGGCAAAGAGAAAGCCAAAGAAACAAUCCAAAGAAACAAGAAGUGGAGGAGGAGAUUCGAAAAAUGCCAAAAAUGAGUUUUCAUUUAAUGAUAGAAAGAAUUCAACUCAUCACGGUUCUAGUCAUAAGGGUGAAAAAUCUUCUAAGAGAAGAGAUCAGCGUGUUAAGAGCGAUGGUUCCAACAACACAAUGAGGGAUAAGCCAAUGUCAUCAUCAUCAUCAGUACAUAAUAGAGGACUUGCCGGUGAUAAAAGAAGUAACAACAAUAGUUAUAAUAAUAAUAAUAAUAACCAUAGUAGUAAUUAUAGUAAUAAUCAUGGUAGUAGGGGUAGUACGAGUAAGGAGAAUGGUGUUGCGAGAGUUGAUAGUUCUGGUGGUGCAAGUCAUAUGAGAAAAAGAACCGAAUCGACAGAACAGAGGAUAAAGGGGUAUGAUGAUGGAAGUGCGUUAUCAAAUGGGAAGGAACCGAAACGAUACGGAAGAAUUGAUGUGUCGUCAAAGGGUUAUAUUAAAGGCAGAGAUGGAAGAGAUGGUAGAAAAGGUAGAGAUGGAAAAGAUGGCAGAGAUGGAAGAGAUGGAAGAGAUGGAAGAGAUGGAAGAGAUGGAAGAGAUGGCAGAGAUGGAAGAGAUGGAAGAGAUGGAAGAGAUGGAAGAGAUGGAAGAGAUGGAAGAGAUGGAAGAGAUGGAAGAGAUGGAAGAGAUGGAAGAGAUGGAAGAGAUGGAAGAGAUGGCAAAGAUGGCAAAGAUGGCAGAGAUGGAAGAGAUAGCAGAAAUGGCAGAGAAGGCAGAAUUGGAAGAGAUGGCAGAAAUGGCAGAAAUUGCAGAGAAGAAGAUACGUUGAAAAAUUUAAGAAUGAAUGAAAGUGUUGUAUUUUCAGAUGCAGAAGAAUCGAAUAAUAUGAAUCACAAAUCCAAAGAGAAGGAGCAGGAUGAUGGGGUGGAAGUUAAGAAUAUUAUUAGCUCGAGGAACAACGACAAUACACGGGGAGAAGAAAAGGGAGGAGAUAAUGAAAUGAACAAAGGAAAUACAAUUGUUGAGUAUGAUAAUAUGGAGGAAAGAGGUAAAAACGAUAAUGUACAUGGUGAAGUUUCAUCAGAUGUGCAUGCGCACAGUGAUGUACAUUAUGGAUCACAAAAGGAAAAUACAAGAAAAAUGAUUCAUAGAAAUCCUGAAAAGAGCACUAAAAAUACCAUUGUUGAUGAAGAUUUGGAAGAUGGAGAAAUCAUUGAAGGAAAUAGAAAAACGAGAAACAAGAAUAACACAACAGAUGAUAGUGCUUCUAAGAGUAAUGCUAAGUUUAUAUCAUCGACUGAUGCACAAUUGGCUCAUGCACAUGGUAUGAACAUAGACACAGAAUGGAAAGAGAAAAAUGCAAAGAAGUGUGAAAUGAAAGAAAGUGGUAGAAAAGUGUUGGCAGAAGAACGUUUAUCAACAUACACAAAAAAGAAAUUCGAAAAUAAGGAAUUAGAAAUGAUGGCUCCUGAAGGAGCAGAACGAAGAGGUGGCGAUAAUAACAUGUCAGGAAUUAGAAAAAUUCAGACAAGUAAUGCUAAUGAGAAUUUCAUUGAUAAGAAGGAAAAUAAUGUUCAUCCUAUUAUGCAUAACAAUAAAUCUAACGCAUCAGUGGGACAUGACAAAUCGGAGGAAUCGAUUAGGGAUAGAAAAAAAUACCCACGUGGGGUAAGCAAUAAUGGUAAUAUUGGAGAAAAGGGCGAAUUGAAAAAUUCAAAUAAUGAAAUAGAUGUUAAGAUUCGAGCAGGAAAUAAUGAAACGAGUAAUAAUGAUGGAGAGAAUAGGAGUGCAGGAAAAUGUUUAGCACAGGAAGAAAUGAAUGAAUCUGUUGCAAAAAAUGAUGUAACAAAAUCAUAUAAUGAAAAUUUUACUUCUGAAAAAAAUGAAAAUAAUAAGGGAGAAAAGAAAAAGUAUGGAUCAUUUAGGGAUAUUAUGAAAUGGGCCAAGGAAAAAUUGGCAGAUACAGAGGAGGAAGAAGCUGCCACUGCAUUGCCAGUUUCCAUGACAGAUGUUACUAGAGCUACUAUUAAUAAAGAGAAAUUGAAAAAUGAAGGAAGGAAAAAAGAUGAUGACUCUCUGAAGAAAAAGAAAGGAGAUUCGAACACAAAUGAUACUAUAAGUAAGGACAAUCACAUUGUGAAUAGUGAAGAAGGUGGUGGAAGUAAAGCACCAGUUGCAGAUGAUAAAAGAGAUGUUGCAAAAAAGGUGGAUAGCUCGAAGUUGAGUGAUGCAUCAAAAUCGAGUGACCCAUCAAAAUCGAGUGAUGCAGCCAAGUUGGGUAUCCAAAAAGAAACAGUUGUAGGUGGAGAAAUUGAAAAGGAGAAAAGUGCUAAUCAUAAAAUGGAAGAAGCAACGGUUCAGACAAAGAGCAACGCUGAAGGGAUAUUACGUACGUUAGAAAAACGAGUGGAUGAUGAAUUGGGGAAUGAAAAAAUUGAAGAAAUGUUGAUCCCACAAAAUGAUAAAGAUAAUGAAGAGAAAGAGAAGCAGAAGCAGAUGGAGAAGGAGAAAGAAAUGCAAAAACAGAUGAAACUUGAAAAAAUGCAAAAAAGUAAAAUAUACUCAAAAAUUGACUUGCUAGAAAUAUUUGUAGGAAAUAAUUGGAAUAUUGGUGCAGAGAAAUUCAAUUUUGUUUUAUCUUACAACCCAGAUAUAGAGUGCAGCAAAUUUGAUAAUGGCAUGACAGGUUCAUGUAAUAUAAACCAUAUGGAUAUGAUGAACACAGGAAGUGAUUAUAAUGCAGGUACUACCGGUAUGCAUUCAAGCAGUUAUAUUGGCAGCAGUGUUUCAAAUACACAUAAUAGUAAUUCUCACGAUCCUAAGGGUAGUAGUAGUAGUAGUAGUAUAUACAGUAAUAAGAGGUAUAUGAAUGCAGGAGGAAUUGGUGGUGGUGCUUCUUCUGGUCAUGUACAUGGUAACAAUGCUAAUAUUGGUGGAUCAGUGAUUAAUAAUAACUACAUUGGUGGUAAUAAUAAUCACAAUAAUAUGAACAGUAAACAAUUUGGAAUGAAUGCAAGUAGUGGAGGCAAAAAUAGCAGCGAUGUUUGGAGAUAUGCACAAGGAGGGAAGAGUGGUAUGAAUAAUAAUAUUAAUUUUGCAAAUUUUGGUACUGUGAAUCAGAAUAUGAAUUAUGCAGAUAUGAAUAACAGCAGCAGUAAUGCUAACAACAUAUCUGCUGCAGGUGGUGGUGUUAAAGGUGGCUUAACAGCAGCAGCAGCAGCAGGAAUGAUGGUUGGUUCCAUCGAUGGAUACAGUGCAAAUAAUGCCAUGGGAAAAGUGGGACAGGGAAAUAACUUAGAAUGGAGAAAAAAUGAUGGAGAUAAAUUGAAGGGAUUCUUUGAUUCCACUCGAGCUGUUGAAUCUCCAGAUGCAUGGAGACAUAACAAUAACCAGAGUGGAAGUGGUGGUGGUGGAUCUUCUUCUAUUGGUAGUGGAACCAAAACUAUAGCAGAAAAUAGUUGGUUACUAAAACAGAAUCAGUUGAAAGCAGAUAAAUAUACGUGUAUGAUGAGAAAGUUAAGAGGUAUAUUAAAUAAGUUAACUUUUGAAAAAUUUGACCUGCUAUAUGAACAAAUAAUACUAGUUGGAAUAACAAAAUUAGAAGAAAUAAUAGGAUUGAUGAAAUUAGUUUUUGAGAAAGCAGUAACACAACAUCAUUUUGUGCAGAUGUAUGUUCAAUUAUGUAAAAAAUUGAAUGUACAUUUUCACAAUAUGAAAUUGGAAGAUAACACAACAGUUCAAUUUAAGAAAAUUUUAAUUAAUCAGUGUCAAGAUUCAUUUGAAAAUAAUUUGAAACCAAUUGAAUACCCAAGUAAUUUAACAAAUGAAGAAGAAAGAUUUGAAUUUGAACAGAUGCAUAAAAAUAAAGUUAGAGGUAAUAUGUUAUUUGUAGGAGAGUUAGUAAAAUCAGGAAUCAUAUCGAUACCAAUUGUAUUUGUAUGUAUUAAGCAAUUAUUAGAAAAGAGAGAAAGUUACAUAUCGAUAAAUAAUGACACAAAUGAAGGAAAUUUACAUUUAGAAGCUUUAUGUAUGUUUCUCAAUACAGUAGGAGAAAUUUUAGAUACACAUGAAAAAGCUAAUCAAGAAAAAGUGAAAGAAUUAUACAACACUUUAAAUACAUUAAUAAAUGAUGAAAAGAUAACAUUCCGUGUUAGAUGUCUUAUUAAAGAUGUUAUUGAUAAUAGAAAUGAAAAAUGGAAUAAAAAAUUUGCACAUAAGUUAGAAGGACCAACUACUCUUAGUGUGUUGCACGAUAAAAUUUUAAAAGAAGCUAUCGACCAGAGUAACAGAAGUUUUAAUAACAGCAGUAGUAACAUGAUGACAAACUAUCACGACAGUAAGAUGAAUAGCAGUUUGAGUAGCAUGAGAAAUAAUUUAUUACGUAAUGUUAAUUUUAAUAUGAACAGUAAUAACAAUAGCAGUAACAAUAGCUUGGGUGGAGGAAAAACUGCUAGUGGUGGUGUGCUUGGUAGUAAUAACAACAGCAGCAACAAUAAUAACACAAGUUACAACAUGAUGAAUAUGAGAAUUUUGGGAGGAGGAAUGAAAAAUAUGGAUGCAAAUAAAAAUAUGAAAAAAUUAUCCUUAAACCUGAUGAAGAGUAAAAACUCAAGUGCUUCAAAAAUGAUGGGAGAUGACGUAAAAGUUGGAGGAACUGCACAAGACUCCGCAGAUAAUAAUAAUAAUAGUAAUAACAGUUUUUUCGAUAUGAUGUCAAAAAAUAAUUUUCCAUUCAAGAAUAAUCAUCAUCAACCAUUUAUGAAUAAUGAUAGUGCCUCUAACACGAAUAGUACUAAUGUGACGAAUAAUAACAUGACCAAUAAUAGUACUACAAUGGGAAGUAGCAAUAAUAACAUUAAUGGAUCAACCGUCAUAGCAGGAGGAGGAAUAGGAGGAAUAACGUCUACUGACAAUAAUAAUAAUAAUAAUAAUACCUCAGGAGGAGGAAGCUUUUUCAGCAAUAUGAACUCAAGAUUUCUAAGUAAGGAGAAAAAUAAUAAUAAUGAAGGCAAAUUUUUCAUGAGAAAUUUUAAUCUCAAAAAGAGCCCCAUGAGUAGCAGUAGUGGUGCUGCUGGUACAGCGACAGGCACGUCCAUGAACACUACUACAACUGGUGGUGGUACUUCUUUGAAUAAUGAUACGACUAACAAGAGUGAGGAACAACAAUCCAAUGAUACUUCUGCUGAGAAGGAGUUGAAGAUGAGGGAAGGAGAUAGUGCUGCUGCAUCUCCUGGAAUAAGCACAAGCACAAACCUAAACCCAAGCACAGGGGUAAAAACAAAUGACGAUUACACAUUUGUCGAAGAAUAUCUUCCAAAGGUAAAUGAAAUUUUGGAAUUAUCGACCAACACAGAGGAAUGGGAAUCACUAACGAAAAAAAUAGAAGAGUUGAAUAUCCCCUCUAAAUUUAAUGAAAAACUACAGACGAACAUUUUAAAACUUACUCUUAAAAAGUACGCUUGCAAUAAGAAUGUGGAAAAAAGUUCCGAAUACUUCAGUUGGCUGAUUUCAGUAGUUUUGUCGAAUAAAAUUGACUUGGAAUCCUUCAAGCCAUGUUGGAAAUCCUUUAUAUUGGAAAAGGAUGAAAAUAGUUAUGAGUGCACCAAGGAGGACUACCCGCUUUUGCCUUUUCUCGCCAAAAAUUUCAUUAAAGCAAUCGAGCUGUAUGACAAGAAUCACCUCCUUUACGAUGUUGGCACAAUAGACCAAAUGAAGAGCGUUAUAUGA
This is a messenger RNA of Plasmodium gonderi, 13398 nucleotides long. Its product is annotated as polyadenylate-binding protein-interacting protein 1. The coding region runs from base 1 to 13398 and encodes 4465 amino acids. The record is from RefSeq and is a predicted model, not a curated record. Gene Ontology annotation, cellular component: eukaryotic translation initiation factor 4F complex. The transcript has a single exon. Gene Ontology annotation, molecular function: mRNA binding; protein binding; translation initiation factor activity. Lineage: Eukaryota; Apicomplexa; Aconoidasida; Haemosporida; Plasmodiidae.